AUGGAUAAUGCGAAUUAUCAAACAGCUCACAAGCUGUUCAGUGAAGUUCGUCGUUUAGAACCAUGGCAACUUUGUGGAAUGUAUUUUUACUCAACAGUAUUAUGGCAAAUUCAAGCUGAUCAAGAAUUAUCACAGCGGGCUCAUGACUUAUUGGAACUUGAUCGUAAUGCUCCUGAAUCUUGGUGUGCAGCAGGCAAUAGCUUCUCAUUGCAAGGGGAACAUGAAACUGCUAUUAAAUUUUUUCGCCGUGCAUUACAGGUAAGUAUACGGUCCUCCGUUCAUUUGUCUAUUGUUUGGCAAAAUAGCUGA
Molecule: messenger RNA, 309 nt
Organism: Trichobilharzia regenti
Lineage: Eukaryota; Metazoa; Platyhelminthes; Trematoda; Strigeidida; Schistosomatidae
Source: the annotation of a GenBank genome assembly